UGAGCGUGGAAAUAUGAAGGAAAGAUGAUGGCAGACGUUUAUAGAUAGAAAAAUAUUAUAAAAAAUUGGGCUGAAACUGUGGAAGGCCAAUAAAGCUGUAUCGUAUUUGUAGCUACAACUUUGACAUUGUAUUUUAAUAGCGAUAAAAGUGGAGUAAUAAAAUAUUGCAGAGGGAAAAUGCUUACGCGCAACUAUUUGCGCAGUUUUAUCUGACUGCUUGAUAUAAACAUAUUUUUACAUUCCAGCUAAGUUUUGAUAGGGUUAAUAAAAAAUUCUGCAUUUCAUUCGUUCUUCCUGAGGUAGGCUGUAGGCUCCUGCAGAUGAAGUGAAGGUUACUGUAUUUUUUUUCUAAAUAGCAAGUAUGAUGCCAAUGCACCUUUGACGGCGAAUGCGUUAGAAUACAUUUUAAUUAUCACUUUUACUGUAACUAAAGACUUUCUGACAUUAAUAAUGCCAUGGCGGUAGCGAAGGACUACACGGAUAUCAUCGGAGGCCAUGGGUGGUUUCAGUUCUCAAUUUUGAUAUUCUGCUUCUUCUGUGCUGCUCCUCACUGCAUGCACGACUUCUCCAUCACAUUUUUCGCUCCCAAUAUUGAUUACUGGUGUGCAAGACCCGAAGAGGUUCUUGAAUCUAACAUUUCUGCUGAAAAAUGGAAAAAUUCGAGCAUACCCGUCACCAAAAAUCGCAAUGGUUUAGAUGAAUAUAAUCAUUGCACCUUUUAUAAUAGUUCCAUUGUGAAUGGCUCUUUGUACCACCGGAACGAUUCCGAUGCCAUCAGAUGCAAUUCUUGGGAAUACGAUCAUUCAUCAUAUAAGAGAACAAUCAUAGAUGAAUGGGAUCUUGUGUGCGACCGUGAGUGGUUGGUUUCUAUGGCCAAAACAGUUUACAUGUUGGGCUUUCUUUUUGGAUCUGUCAUUAACGGACAACUUUCAGACAGGUUUGGUCGACGAAAAGUACUUAUUUUUUGUUUAAUCGACUUUUUGAUAUUUGGUUUUCUUACUCUUCUUUCCCCAAACAUCAUCAUGUUUCUCAUAUGCCGAUUCGGCUUGGCCUUCGGAAUAACUUCUGCCUUCGUCAACUCGCCAGUCAUUCUUGCUGAAAUAGUCGGCUUUGAAUAUCGAUCCGUUUAUUGCUUCACUUAUAAGUACGGCUUCACUCUGGCCUUCAUGACGAUGCCCUUGAUAGCUUGGUUAAUACCCGAUUGGUUCUGGUUGCACCUCAUCUUUACUCUUCCAUUUGUUGCACUCCUUUGCGUUUUCUGGGUUCUGCCAGAAACUCCUCGAUGGUUAUUGGUCAAUGGUAAGUUCCAAGAACUUGAAGAACUCUUGUUAUAUGCAGCUAAAAAGAAUGGCAAGGAUAUGAAGAAAGCCACGGUUGAAAUUAGGGACUUCAUCGAUCAUCAUUCACAGGAAAGGUUGAAUGAAGUGGAAAAAGAGGAGAAAGCGACAGUGCUAGAUCUUGUACGGCCAAAAUUGAUUAAAAACACCCUCAUCAUCUUUCUUUGUUGGUUCAUCAAUUCAUACAUCUAUUAUGUCUUAGCAUGGAAUACAAAUGAUCUCGGUGGGGAUCCUUACUGGAAUUUCUUCUUCAUCGGUGCAGUGGAAGUUCCGGAAGUAAUCAUAUACAUAUUCCUCUGCAGGCGCAUCGGAAAUCGUCGUGGUCUGGCUAUAGCUAAUGUCAUGUCUGGCGUUUGCCUGAUUGUUUUGGUGUGCAUUCCCGCUGAUAUGGUCUGGUUAACCAUCCUUUUCUCCGUGUUUGGCAAGUUCUUCACCUCUGCAUCUUUCGACACAGGAUUCGUCUACACGCCCGAAAUAUUCCCCACAGUCAUGAGAAACGUAGCUUUGGGGUCUAGCUCCACUGUGGCGAGAGUUGGUGCUCUCCUCGCUCCUUUCGUACAUCAACUGGCGGAUGUGACAUAUUUCUGGGUACCUAAGGCGAUUCCCGGAGCCUUGUCUAUUCUGAGUGGCUUCUUGGUGAUUUUACUUCCGGAAACAAAGGGAAAGCCGCUUUCAGAUACUUUGACAGAAGAAGAAGAAGAAGAAAUCGAGGAAAUUUCAUAUCCCUUGAAAUAAAAAAGCAGGACAAUUUCAUUCCGAUUCAAUUCGAAAUGAAAAAAAUGCCUUUUAAAUAUUACGAUUUUUUUUUUAGAAACUACUUUAGAAUCUCCUUACAAACGCAAGAGGUUUCCAUUUUUAUUCUUAAGUAAGAAAAAAUAUAUCGGCAUCAGCAUUAGCAUUACUUGGGUGUUUUCCAAAGCCAUAAUGAGUUAUUAUAUAGAAGAUAAAUCUUUUGCACUCCACUUGGCUAGGCUAUAUUAAAAGCAUAAAACUUUUUGAGAUCUAUCUCUUUUAAUAAUAAUAAUAAUAAUAAUAAUAAAAAUGAUAAAAUCUAUUACGAUUUUAACAAAAGUAUUAUACCUCAUCUGUUUUCAAAUCAAAAUGUAAAGUUUGAUUUCAUCCUUUUAUCAAACUUCAAUAUUAAGCUGUUUGAAUUCUCAGAUUUUAUUACGUUUUAAAAUAAUAUGAAAUUGCAGACAUUCUGAAUUCUUCCCCUUCGUUUGUGCACUCAUAAUUCGUCGAAUGACAAUGCAAUGAUCAAGAUGAUUUCAAAAUAAUCACAGGAUUUGAACUCAAUAUAUUUCAAAAAUUAAAUCAUCAAAUGGGUGUAGGGUGCAAAAUAUCCAAAAUGUUGAAUUAUUGAAAACGAUAAUUCAUCCUUUCAAAAAAAAGAAGCAUAGUUAAGAAAACCUAACCAAGGUGUGCACAAAGAACAGCAGUUCUAGAAAUUAUCAAUAUACAAGUAGACAACAAAUCGCUCUUCAAUAGUUUUUCAAUAAACAGUUCCAAUGGCCCAGUCAACUACUUGUUCAGAAUGCGAUAAAUAUUUCAAAGACAGAAUUUUCGACCUCUUGCGAUUAUUGAAUAUGUACAUAGCUCGUUUAAAUUCAAAAUAAAAGAAUCAAUGCAGGAAUUAAUUCUGGAUUCUCUCAAAUCUAAGUUUGGAAAAAAAAUUAGAUUUGCGUAUAUAUAAUCAGUGGGAUAUUUAAUUUUCCCCAUGUGUAAAAAAUUUAUUCAAAAAGUAACCAUAAGAGGACGCUCGCACUUCAUACUGAGAUGUUUCGUGCGAAUCAGGCUUGAUGGAAAGGUAUUUUGAAAUCGACGAUUUCGAAAUACCUAUUGCUCUUCCAAUUUCAUGAGCACUACUACUCCUCGUUGAUUUCAGCUGCCAAUUCUUCCAUGACACUUUUAACAAUAUAAAUGCGGUUUUUUCUUAAGGAUGGCUUGCCACGUGCCUCAAAUUCUUCAAUUCCUCAAAAUGUUUGUUGUAAUUUUAGUAUUUCAAUGAAAUAGAGCUUUCUUUCUUCUUCGGUCUUUUUUUUUCCGUCCGUAACUUUCGCAAUGUUAUAUGAUAAUUGUGGAUUCACCAUUUUUGUAAAAAAGUUUAAAAACGAAUGCUCAGUCUAUUAACGAUAGAAUGCUGCUGGGAUGGAAUGACAAAUCUAUUUCGGCCAAGUGUUUUAUUGCAUGCUUAAUUUGCAUAAAAUGUCUUAGGAUGGUGCGUGAACGUCCUCUUUCGAUUACUUUUGCAAUCAUUAUCAAAAGUCCCGCUGUUGAUAUCCGUGCAUACAUAAUUUUUUUUCUCAGAAUGGCUUUUUUUUAUGAAUUUUUUGCAAAAAUGUAUGAUUCAUCCUAUACUAAAAUUAACAUUAAAAUAAUUACAUUAUGUUAUAUAAUAUUACACUACACUAUUCUAUUUUAUAUUAUACUAUACUAUACUAUAUUAUAUUAUAGUAUAAUAUAUUAUAAUGGCACUUUAUGUAUUAUAAUGAUAAAUGAAACAAUUGUAUUUUAAUAUUUGUUUAUGAAAGUAGCGGAAAGCGAGUUUUAUAUAUCAUGAACUUUUUAAGACAUGAUGGUUAACCGGCACUUUGUCCAAUUAACAUGAGGAUGACUUGAUUAACUUUUACCGACUGCUUUGUUUUUUGGAUCUUUAUCAUAAAUAUAGAUGUUAAAUUCAAUCUUGGAAUAUUUUGUUUAAAUAUUUGCUAUGUACUAAAUUCGAAAAUCUGAAAUCUCGUUAUUUCAUUCAUUAUAACUGUCAUAGUUCAUUUCAAUUAUUCCAUGUUUGUUACUCAAUGUUCUAAACUUCUGUAUUUUUUUUAUUCAUAUCUAAAAUAGAAGUGACAAUAUUUCUCUUUCUGCAAAGACUAGAAGAGAUGAGAUAUGAAACUGUACAGGCACCAACAGAUUUUAUUGAAUAACAGUAAAAUGUUUGUAAUUAUGUAUAUAGGAACGACUGUAUUUAUAUUUGAAGCCUGUGCUUUGUAAUUAAAAAAAUUAUAAAAUACCAUA
Argiope bruennichi is the source of this 4352-nucleotide messenger RNA. Its product is annotated as organic cation transporter protein-like. The record is from RefSeq and is a predicted model, not a curated record. Gene Ontology annotation, cellular component: membrane. Gene Ontology annotation, molecular function: transmembrane transporter activity. NCBI's taxonomy places the organism in Eukaryota, Metazoa, Arthropoda, Arachnida, Araneae, Araneidae. Gene Ontology annotation, biological process: transmembrane transport. The transcript is spliced from 11 exons. The coding region runs from base 456 to 2072 and encodes 538 amino acids.